This is a messenger RNA of Platichthys flesus (European flounder), 2820 nucleotides long. RefSeq names its product shieldin complex subunit 2 (gene shld2). Lineage: Eukaryota; Metazoa; Chordata; Actinopteri; Pleuronectiformes; Pleuronectidae. Gene Ontology annotation, cellular component: site of double-strand break; nucleus. The coding region runs from base 143 to 2629 and encodes 828 amino acids. Gene Ontology annotation, biological process: regulation of double-strand break repair via homologous recombination. The transcript has 10 exons. The record is from RefSeq and is a predicted model, not a curated record.
CAACCCCGCACGAAGUGGCACGAGAGCAGUGAACGGAAAUAACGCGCUGCGUGUUAGCUACACACUAGCUUAGCAUAACGUAGCUAGCACCGCGCACCGGACCGAGCGACAAACACAGGGCACGUGACACAGAAAGGGCGCCAUGUGUGAGCGGUCAAAGAUCCACGUCUUCCUGGGGGCUCCUCCCCCCCCCUCUUCUGACCCGGCCUCUGUUUCUGAAGCUGGGGACGAGGAUGGGCCCCCUGCUGGGUGGAGACACCUGGAGCUCACCUGGACAGACAGACGUCUGAGGCCUGUAGCAGCAGGAAGCAGCAGGGACGAGGCUGACGCUGAUCGAGUCCCAGAUGAUCGAACAAACGCUGAUCAGGACCAAGACUCGACUGAAGCGGAUCGGACCAAAGAGACAUCGGGAGGACGAGCACGAACAAACUGCCACUCUAACACGGACCAGAGGAAACCGUGCUCCGAUGAUCACGCAGCUACAUCUGUGAGCCGAGAUGAUGAAUCAGAUCUUGAAAAGGAAGAUGGAUGCUCGGCUUCAGUUCUUGAGUACCUGGACGUCUGUUUCCCUGCAGCUCAGCCUGACCCUCCACAUCGAUGUACGCCCCAGCCGGUGUGCACCAGCACUCAGUACCUCAGCACCUGGACGCUGAGUCAGGCUCUAAUCCUGAGAGGCAGGCGGAGCACCCAAUCAGCAAGCAGCCCUGCCCCUCAAACCCCCCCACAACACGCCCAGAUGCCAGCGUCCGUGUCCUCCAGCACACCGGAGCUCUUCAGCCCCGAGCCAUCGUCGCCUGGAGCCUCUGCCGAGCUCUGCAGUCAAAUCUGCUCAUCCCCAAAAGUGGAGGAGGGGGGCGUGGUCCUCCAGGUCACAGCAGACGGCCUGCUCUGCUCCCAGGACGCUGUGUCCCCGGUCACGUCCCCCACGGUCAAGAAAGCUCGACUCUCUGAAGACACUGGGACGGAGGCGGCAUCGAGCCGCACCACAGCCGGGCACCAAGGUCCCACAACGCCCCUGGUCCGGUGUCACAGACCGGGGGUGCGGUACUCGGUCCUGGUGGCGGUGGUUCAUCCCUGUCACCUGAAGGAGGUCAAGGUGAAGGCGGGGCCGGCGGCGGGUUCCUUCGUCCCUCUGGCGUCCAUCGUGGUGACCGACCAGUCAGGCAUUGAGAUGAAGGUGGUGCUGUGGCGCCGGGCGGCGUUCUGGGCUCUGACUGUGAGUCCUGGAGACGUUCUGCUCAUCACAGGACUCCAGGUGAAUGAAGACAGGUGGAGAGGAGAGACGGUGCUGCAGUCCACCUUCUGCAGUAAGCUGCUGAACCUCGGACACGCCUCCACCUCGCCACCAGCUCUGCAGCUGGUUGAUGCUCGCUCUCUCGGCGCUCUGUGGGGACACCUUCAAGAACACCGCCCUCUGCUGCUGUCUCUGCCUCGCCCCCCCCCUCAGGACCUGACCUGUCUCCCCUACACCACCCUGAGGUCACUGAGGGUCAACACGCUGGUCCACGCCCUGCUGCGAGUCACACGCACACACAUCAGCUCAGGUGAGUCUGUGGGGGGGCUCCCUCUACCUGAGACCAAAGUGUGUGUUGUCCAGAUAUUACAGAUUUUGUGGUGUGUGUGUGUUUGUGUGUGUGUGUCAGAGUGGCGGAGUGAGGCGGAGUCCUGCUGGAGGUCAGCCUCUCAGUCAAAAGCUGUUCUGUCUGUGGAGCAGCCGGACGGCCACCAGGGGACGCUGCUGCUGUGGGGAGCUGCUGUGGGCUGGCUGCCUCGCUUCAACAGAGACAGAGCGGUCGUGUGGGAUUUCCACAUCCUCCUGGUGAGGGAGGGUUUGACCUCUGACCUCCCCGAGCUGCACUCCACCCCCUGGAGCUCGGUCCGGCCCCUGGACCCCGCGGACCGGCGGGCGCACCACUUCCUCCCAGCUCGGAGCAACCAGGCAGGAAGCAGCUGCAGUGUGGAGCUGGACCUGGAGACGCUGCUGUCUCAGAAGUACAGUGGUGACGUGGAGCUCAGAGUCCAGGUCUCCGCCUUCCACUUCCAGGAGGCGCCUUCCUCCCAGAAUGCAUGUGGGCCGGUCCUGGACGGCUCCACGCCGGUGGACCGUGUCCUGGAGGCGCUGAGCGGAGACGUCACCUACGCUGGCUGUGGUCGCUGCUCCGCCGAGCUCGGGACCGACGCUAACGGGAUCUACAGCCCGUGUUACCCCUGCCUGCCCCACACGGCCGUGCGCCGCUUCUACAGGCCAGGUGUGCUGUCUGUGAGUGGGCGGGGCUACGGCCAGGCGUGUGUUCAGGUUCCUCCUGUUCCUCUGGAGAAGAUCCUCAGGGCUCCACCUGAUAAACUGCUCAGGAGCUCAGAACCAGCACCACCAGCCAGGACCACCAUCACAGACAGAUGUGUUGUCUGUGUCUCAGCUCCAGGCUCAGAGGUGAAGCACAUCCAGGUGGCAGCAGACCGGAUCCUCACCCUCGUCUCCCUCCCAAAGGAAACCUUCACCAUCACGGUCCGGAGCCACUUCCUGUGCGAUGAGAACAGCGCCCCCCUCAGGCAGGACCUCACUCUGCUGGACCUGCAGUUCCCCGGUGGACGGGCUGAUCGCGGCAGCCGGAGGACGGAGGAACCUUGAGAACGAUUUCCUCUUUUUAGAUUUUCCAAAACCAAAUGUCACAGAAUGUAAUGAAUGUGUUUUAAUUUAUAUGCUAAUGUUAGCAUAUCCAGCUAACUAACGCUUCUAUUUAAAUGUCUUUCAAAUAUAACAGAGAAAUAAAUAUUGUUUGUUUUUCUUUUAUGAAAUGAAAAUAAAGAUCAAAAUUGUGA